AGGUUCGCGCCAAAACCAUAACAUGACUACAGAACAAAGUAUAAAAAAAAGAAGAACUAUAGAAGAUUUAGAAACAGAGAUCAAAGCUCCUUGGGAGCAGGGCGGCUUCGAUGCACGCCCUGCUCCUGAAGAGCAGAGAUGCAGUAGAACCCGUCCAUGUGACAGUCUGGAUUCGAAGAGCUGGAACAAAUCUAAUGAUCAUAUAAAUGAAGGCAGUGGGGCACAUUGUAGGCAAGAAACAUCACAAGAAAAUAGUGGACCGGGGCUCCUGCUACCUAAUUCGCUUCCUCAAGUCCAAAAAGAAAUUGUUUUCGAACCUGAUGUGCCAAAUGAGGAAGUGAUACUUAAACAUGAAAAAUAUAUUAAACAUGAACAUGAAAAAUAUAUUCAAAAAAUUUUGUUUGACGACAACAUUGUCGUAGAACCUAAACGACUAAUAUUUAUCAAAAUAGUUACAGAAAAAAUAUUUAAAGACAGAAAGGAUGUAAAUCCAGAAUUUUUUAUUUUGAAUGAUGGGGGUUUAAGAGACUCGAAAGGAAAAGAACUAAUUCUCAAUGAUUAUUAUAAAUAUAAUAUAAUUUUUAUAUCCAACGUUCACGCAGAUUCAGCUAUUAAUCACAUGAUGUUACUUUAUACCAAGAACUCAGACCAUACUGCAGGAAUCAUUGAAACUGACCAGGAAGAAAACUCUGCUAGUGCAAUAGAUUUACUUGAAAAAAUCACGUUUCCAGAUUGUUUUACCAUUAUACCAGGUGGUAUUAAAAACAGGGCUACCUUUGGUUUCCAACAACAGCUAGACUCGUGCUGGGUAUGGGUGAUUAAGUUUGCCGAAUAUAUUGUAUUUGGCCAAAAAUCAGAAGAAGAAGCUCCAUCUGUAAGAUACGAGAAGAUUUAUGAAGAGAAUAAGAAAGCCAUACAAUGCACAGAGUCAUAAAGGGGACAGUAAAUCAAUUAACAGACGCGCUAGAAAUAAUUCACUUGGUCUAGUUUUAACUAAUUGCCCUGAUGUGGUUUUUACAGCGAGAGCUUCGCUUUUCCACAUAAAGCAUUCAGAAUUGGUUUCCCAUGUUUUUUUCUAUCCACAUUAGUCGGGACACAACCCCAUCCAUCCGCUAUCAUUUCUUGGAUAACACAUUUUCAUGUGUACGUAUAUUGUCGUCGCUCCUGUCCGUCCGGACGUCCGUCCACAAUUUGUUUGUGGACACUCUACAGGUCACAAUUCUUAUCCGAUUUUGACGAAACUUGAAAUAUAGGUUUAUCUCCAAAAGAUCUCGGUUGCUUUCGAUAUUGGCAUGUAUCGGAUCGAAACUUCAUGGAUUAUGGCCCCUGUUUGUACAAAAAAACACACGUUUAUAGCUUGUGGACCCUAUAGAGGUCACAAUUUUUAUCAUAUUUUGUUGAAACUUCGUUCUCAAAUAGCGUAAAAAUAUGGUAUAUCAAGGUUGUGAACCCUAUAGAGGUCACACUUUUUAUCCGAUUUUGUUGAAAUUUUUAUCCGAGUUUGUUGAAACAUGAAAUGUAAGUUUAUAACCCAAAGAUCUCGGUUCCUUUCGAUAUUCGCGCAUAUCGGACCGUAACUUCCUGAAUUAUGGCCCCUGAUUGUAUUUUUUUUAGCUUGUGGACCCUAUAGAGGUCAUAAUUUUUAUCCGCUUUAAAAAAAACGUAUUAUUAUAUCACCGUUACACCCUAAAGACGGCUGAGUUCGAAUUUCGUGAAAAUCGGCCCAAAACUGACAGACAAAAUGGCCGCCCUUCGUUCUCAAAUAGCGUAAAAAUAUGGUAUAUCAGGGUUGUGGACCCUGUAGAGGUCACAAUUUUUAUCCGAUUUUGUUGAAACUUGAAAUGUAAGUUUAUAACCCAAGGAUCUUGGUUCCUUUCGAUAUUCGCGCAUAUCGGACCGUAACUUCCUAAAUUAUGACCCCUGAUUGUACGAAAAAUCGCGUUUUUAGCUUGUGGACCCUAUAGAGGUCAUAAUUUUUAUUCGAUUUCAAAAAACCUAUUAUUAUAUCACCGUUACACCCCAAGGACGGCUGAGAUCGAAUUUCGUGAAAAUCGGCCCAAAACUGACAGACAAAAUGGCCGCCCCUCGUUCUCAAAUAGCGUAAAAAUAUGGUAUAUCAAGUUUGUGGACCCUAUAGAGGUCACAAUUUUUAUCCGAUUUUGUUGAAACUUGAAUUUGAAAUGUGAGUUUAUAACCCAAAGAUCUCGGUUCCUUUCGAUAUUUGCGCAUAUGGAAUUGUAAUUUCCUGAAUUAUGGCCCUUGAUUGUAGGAAAAGUCACUUUCUUUUUAGUUUGUUCUCUAUCCAUCUCUCGAAAAUGUGGGCGUAUCCUGCCUGGCAGCCGCUGGUUUGUGUAAUGAUUGUAUGUAAUUAAAUCAGAUUAAUCGAGAACUGUCCAAUAUGGGCCUGGUGACCAACAAAACCUAAAAAAUGAUAUAUUACAUGGAUCAUAUCGCCAACAAUUCAAAAAGUCGAAUUUCAGAUCAUUUUGGCCACCAUCUUGGAUUUCAGAGGUGGCAAACUACAAAUAUAUUCACUGGGUGGUUGUGUCCCGAACUACAUUGACGAUACCAAACAUCAAUCUGCUGAACCUCAUGUUUUAACUCGAUUUUAUUUUGAUGAAGAAACACAUCAACACAUCAUUGUUUUACAUUUUUUAAUUAAAAUCAGACUGUCCAUCAUAAUUAAUGUAUCUAAUGUCAAAAUAGUAAUAAUAAAGAACACAUUGAACCUUC
Messenger RNA from Patella vulgata (common limpet), 2733 nucleotides. RefSeq lists its product as uncharacterized. The coding region runs from base 23 to 934 and encodes 303 amino acids. The transcript is spliced from 4 exons. The record is from RefSeq and is a predicted model, not a curated record. Lineage: Eukaryota; Metazoa; Mollusca; Gastropoda; Patellidae.